Molecule: messenger RNA, 4194 nt
Organism: Pelodiscus sinensis (Chinese soft-shelled turtle)
Lineage: Eukaryota; Metazoa; Chordata; Testudines; Trionychidae
Source: RefSeq, a predicted model, not a curated record
GCUAGUCCGCGAGGGGAGCUGAUUUGUGCACACUAUGACUUUGAUGAAUUCAUGUUCAAUAAUGAUGAUGUUGUGCUCAGAAGUAUUGCUGAAGAUCUUCGGAAUUGCUUACCCAUUGAGGCAAUGCUUAAUUCGGAGCAUCUAGCGAUUCAAAAAGUACGUGAGCAGUCUGAGCCAACAGUUCAUGUCGAUGCAUUCCUUUAUGAUGAUGACAUUAUAGAUUCAUUGUGUGAGAAAGGGAAAAUGAGUAGAAACUACUGUGUAUCAUGUGGAUCAUACAAGACUGCAUCUUUAGAGUUUAUUUCUCAUUCCUUUUCCCUCAUGGAACUGAAGUUUCUUUAUCAGUAUGCAUUGCCAGACCUGACAGGAAAGAUUCUGGUUGACGUUGGCUCCAGGCUUGGUGCAGUGCUAUUUGGGGGCUAUCUUUACAGCUCAGCAUCCCAGCUAUAUGGAGUAGAAAUGAAUGCAGACUUUUGCCAGUUGCAAGAAAUGAUUAUAGCAAAAUACCAAUUUACAGACAGAGUAAAGGUGCUUCAUUCUGACAUCUGUAUUCAAGCUUCACUCCUUCAAAAUGCUGAUGUUGUUGUAAUGAAUAAUGUCUUUGAAUAUUUUCUUGACAGACUGGAACAGGCCAGAGCUUGGGAAUUUAUCAGUCAAAAUAUAAGGAAAAAAGGGUCAUUAUUAGUAACAGUCCCAAGCCUUGAAGAAUCUAUCUCAAACCUACAGACGGAUAUACUGCUCAGCCAGUGGGUAGAAGAGAUGAAGCUGGACUAUGAUGUAUAUCUGGAAAAGGACAUUGAUAGAGAAGCGCUUGAACAAAUUCAUUUGUACAAGAUUCUCUAGCAUACAGCCAGUGUUGAUGAUAAUAGUAUAAAAUUGACUUCAGAAAGAGUUGUAUGAAAAGACUCUAGGAUUAAGACCUAUUUCUAGAAUAAAUCAUAUGAAAAAGUUAACGAUUUAUAUUAGAAAUUAUACAUAUUCUCACUAAUGAAGUGGGCUUUUGAAAACAUAUUUUGAGAUGUUAAAUUUCUUACAUUAAAGUUCUCUCAGCUGCAGGUAAUGGGCUUGGGGGUGGGUGGCAGGAGACUUCCUGUAGUCUGGCAAAUUCUCUCAUUUGAGACUGGUCAGGUUCUAAUGGUGCCAAACCAGGGAGGGUCAAUCUUGGCACCAUUGGAAUCUGUCCAGUCCCAAAGGAGAGAAUUUGCCGGGCUAGGGGAGGUUUUCCCCCAAUCCUAUCACCUGCAGCUGGCAGGCUGCCCCAGCAAACAGCCUGUCUUGUUCCCCUCCUUCCCCCAACCUGACUGGGCAGUUUACCCAGGUAUUGCCAGCACUUUGAGAGCUAUAGGCUGUGGCUCCUGCCGUGAGGCUUCAGCCCUGUGCUCAAGGGGGCUGCUGCUGGGCUCUAUCCCCACCCCUGCGCUCCAAUUCUAGCUCCACACUGCUGCAGGAUUUUGGCCUCUGCCCCACGCUGACCCGAGCUGCCAUGGGAUUCCGGCCCUGUGGUGAUGCAAGGCAGUUAGAGGCAGCUGCAGGGCUCCAGCCCUGAUCCUGCGCUGCCCCCAGCUGAGCUGCUGAUCCUGUUAUCCCAGCUGAUCCUGUCCUUAGGCUCCAGGCUCUCUGAUCCAGGAGCAUCUGUGCUUCUUCUGAACCAUGGAUGUUGCUGGACCAUAGAGAGCUAGUUUAUGGAGGUACAACCUGUACAGUACAUUUUAGCCAGUAGGUAUCUCUGUGGCUCCACUCUGCAUGGAAAUGUUUUUAAAGAAUAGCAGUCAACUAACACCAGAAGAUUCAGAGGAGUAGCUGUGUUAGUCUGUAACUGGAAAAAAUUAAAAAACAACAAAUAGUCUUGCUGGAACUUAGAGACUAACAAAAAAUGUAGAUGAUAUCAUGAGCUUUCGUGGCACAACCCAUUUCCUCCGUUCAUCUGCAGAAGUGGGUUGUGCUCACGAAAGCUCAUGAUACUAUCUACAUUUUUUGUAAGGUUUGCCGCACCUUAGAGACUAUUCGUUGUUUUUUAAGUUUAACACCAGAAGAGUCUGUUAUGCACAACCCUCCCAAAGUUUUUUAAAAGUGAUAUUAACAUAAGAAUAGUGACCCACUAUUAAAUCUGAAUAGUAUUCAUGUAUUCAACACAGCUCUGUUGAAAAGCUUUACUAUAUAAUGUUGGGUUUUUAAUACUGACAGAUUUACAACACUGCUAUUAAUAUUCUACCUAUGGAAUUUCUGAUUAUUUUUAAGGUCUGCCCAGUAACUACAGAGCUUAUUGCUAUUAGUAUAGAAAGGACCACUGUCCCAGUUUAGAGUAGCAUUGUGACAGUAAUGAUCUUCCCCUUCUAUUCAGUUCUCCAGUUCACUGUUGAUGUCAAUUACUUAGGAAUAAAGAAGAAUCAUUCAGAAUUAUUGGUCUAAAUAUAGGAUAAUGAAAAUCUGCUUUGUUGUCUUAGUUUUUAUGCAUUUCGUAAGUGUUUAAGAAACUAAAUAUUCUGAGCAGGAGUUAUGGCCUAGCACAAGUGUGGUCAAUUUUGGAUGGGGGUCCUCUCCAAGAAUUUGUUAAGUGGUUGGAGCCACACUUUUCUAUGAUAUUAAUGGAGGGGGUUUAGGUUCUCGGAUGAAGUCUGGGUACAGGAGGAAGUGGUAGGUAAGGGAUUGAGGUGCAGAAGGGGGUGCAGGGCCUGGGAGGGAAUUUGGAUGGAGGAAGAGGUUGAACUUGUGACCUGAAGCAAGGGUGCAGAGGGUUUGGGUACACGAGGGGGUUGUGACCUGGGGCGGGGGGUUACUGUAUGGGAGGGGUUGGUGUACAAAGUGCAGACUCUGGUCAGGAGGCGCUGACCCUCAGACAGGCUCCCUGACUGCUGUGAUUCUACAUACUGCUCAAAGUAGCCAGCUGUUGAGUCCAUUGUGUGUUUUUUUGGAUGGUGUGCCCCUUGGGGGAAGGUGGUAGUGGGUCUCUACGUGCUGCAUACACCCGCAAGCAUCACACCUGCAGCUCCCAUUGACCGAUUUGCAGCCAGUGGGAGGCUGUGAGGACAGUGUGAGGGUGGGGGCAGGAUGUAGACAGGUUGUCGACUCCCCCCUCCCUUUACCCAAGGGGCAGGCAUUGCACAAAGAUGCAUGCUGGCCCCACUAGUGGGCAACUUUGAGCAGCAUGUGGAGCAGUAGCAGCCAGGGAACCUGCCUGCCUGAGAGGCCUACUGGCCUGCGGGCUGGAUCCAAGGCUAUGUCUAGACUACGGGGAAGAUUUGAAAGAGGAUAUGCAAAUUCCGGCAGAGCUUUCGAAAGUGAAAGUAGUCUAGACGUGGGGGGUUUUCCGGAAAAUCCCCCCACCCCUUUUCGAAAAGCCGCAUAAACCUCAUUUUUUGAGGAAAAGCAGCUUUUCAGAAAAGGCGGGGGGUUGCAAAAAAAUUGCGUCUAGACUACUUUCACUUUCGAAAGCUCCGCUUUCAAAGGUGAGAUUGGAAGAAGAUAUGCAAAUUCCUCUUUUGAAUCUUCCCCAUAGUCUUGACAAGCCCCAAAUGUUUGGCAAGCCAGAUCUGGGCUUGUCUGCCCGUGGCCAAGCAUAAUCUUUGGUGAUGGUGUAAAACAUUGGGUACACACAAUAACAGAACUGCUCUAACCCCCUUCAUAAAGAAUAAAAAGACUUGCACACAUGCUUAUAUUUAGAUUCUGUUCCAACUAUACAAAAUUUUCAGUUUGUUGAAAAUGUUUUUCAGCUUUAGACAACGCUGACAAUCAAUAUGUUUUGCAUUUAACUGCAGGAAUUUUUGACUAAGUGUAGUGCCAAUUGGAAGCAAUGUUACUGUAUGUCUAAAAGUUUUCUACACAAUUUAUGUCCUGUUCAAAUGGAAAAACAUAUUGGAUACACUUUUUAUUUUUCUAAUAGUUUUCAGAGCAGCAAAGUAUAUCUGUAAAUGUUGUAAUAAUAUAUAUGGAGACAAAAAGAUGUAAUUGAUAAUUUGGGCCGUCAUAGAACACCAAAUAAAUGGAUCUUUAUUACAUGGGUAGAGUGUUAUUUUUGAGACCAAGAAGUCAGCCCUUUUCUCAUUUCAUUUUGUUUUGGGAAGUUAUAACUUGACUUUUGUUGAGCCUGUAUCCAGAGACUCUGGUGGAUGUAUUUUUCACUUACUACAUAUUUUAGAGAGUUUGUCUCUGUUUGAUCAAGAACUCCUCCUAAAUGGUAAAGAGUUAGUACCACCA